GUAGAAGUGCUGGCUAACGGACGCCCUGCUUCCUAUUUCGACUAUUUCGAUGGGCCACCAGAACUCGAUUUCACCUACCAUGACGGCCAAACCAAUAGAAAAUGCAAUCCAUCAGUCGAAUGCUGUCUCGUGAAGCAUUACGUGAACUUCACCGAAAUCGCAAUCGAGUUUCAGGGAUGGGACAAAUUUAUUCAAUACCCAGUUGGUUUCUAUGCUAAUUAUUGCAUAGGGCCUCCCCACCUGAAGUGCCCACAUGAAAAUCCAGAAGUUGAAUACAUACUCAGCACGGCACGGACUCAAUCGGAGCUGCCACUGAAGCCGUUCGCCUGUGCUCCACGCAGCUUCGCACCACUUCGGAUUCUCUACACGGUUGGACCAAAUCACUCGAUGAGUCUUCUUCUGCAUGACAUGAUCGCUCUCUCAUGCUCAUGUAUCUCUUAA
Ostertagia ostertagi is the source of this 441-nucleotide messenger RNA. Lineage: Eukaryota; Metazoa; Nematoda; Chromadorea; Rhabditida; Trichostrongylidae. The record is from the annotation of a GenBank genome assembly.